Messenger RNA from Stylonychia lemnae, 978 nucleotides. Lineage: Eukaryota; Ciliophora; Spirotrichea; Sporadotrichida; Oxytrichidae. The record is from the annotation of a GenBank genome assembly.
AUGUUUAAACUAGAGUUUAUACCCAAAAAUAUUCAGGAAUACAGUUCACCCUAGAGCAAAUCAUAAAUUUUUGAUCAAGAUAUAUUUAAAACACUGCUCUUUUAGAAGAGAAAGCUCAAAACCUUGCUUAAAAGAACCAAAAUUAUUCUAUAAAAUGAUAGUCUAUCACUUCAGAAUAUGUAUAGGCAAGACUAGGCCAUCUCAAAAGAUUAAAUUGAUCAAGAAUAUCAAAUCAUCAGCUAGACCGAAAUUAAACCAAGAUAUGUUUGCUAAUAAGAUGAAAAUAUUUAAAAUGACUAGAUAAUGUACUUAGCUAGUCAAACUUAGGCAAAACAAAUUUACUAGUUUGAUUCAAAGAGAGGGAAGCGUAUGAUAAUAUUACCUGAAAUUAUAAAAGAUGAAAAGGAAUAAAACAAAAAUGUUAAAGAUACUUUAUUACUAGAUAAAAACACUAGAACUCUCUCAUUCUCUAAUUCUGAAUCCCUAAGCAACUAAUCCAUUCCAAUAUCAAAUCAAAUCAGGCUUCCAUAUUUAAGUUAUAAAAAUGAAUUUUAGCUUUAAAAAAGCAAAUAGGGAUCUACUGAUAUAAUAAGUACUAGCAAGUCCUAAUAAAUUUUGCAAUUAUAAAAUAAGUAGCACAACCAAAUUUAGAGGCUCAAACUUAGAGACAAAAUGUAUUAAUCAGCUAAAAUUAAUGACAUCUCAUUUAAUCCUUAUCAAGAAACUGAUUCAAUCAAUAAAACUGAAAGGAAUUUAUCAUUAAACAUUGCAAAAGCUAAUGCAACCUCUUAAUAAAGAAAGGGUGAUUUAAGCAAUAUUUCUUCACCACUACUUCCUCCACUUACUAGAAAAAUUUUGCAACUAAAUGAACCCUUAAGUGGAACAAAAAAGAGAUAUAAUUUGAAGUAAGCAUUCAUUAAAUCAUUCGCAUCUCAAAGUGGAAAGAGAACUUCCUCAUUACACUCCAAUAAAAAAUGA